Messenger RNA from Necator americanus (New World hookworm), 2178 nucleotides. RefSeq lists its product as uncharacterized. The record is from RefSeq and is a predicted model, not a curated record. The transcript is spliced from 12 exons. Bases 1 to 2178 code for a protein of 725 amino acids. Lineage: Eukaryota; Metazoa; Nematoda; Chromadorea; Rhabditida; Ancylostomatidae.
AUGAUGGUGCCGCUAUUACUUGCCCUCCUAGUACCGGUGUAUUGUAUUAUGGUUGAUAGCGACGUUGACGUCAAGAAUUCUCCUCAUUAUAAGAAUGGGGUCUUCACCAUACCAAUAAGCGAGGAGAGCGGUAACGAACUUUAUCAACAUUGGGUAGAUCAGGCGUUCAGCAGUUUGAUGGCAGCACUCGCGACGGAAAGGUUACCUAAAGUGUCAAGCUUGGAGAAAGAACGACACUAUAAAUGUGCAAAACGGGCUGAAAAUAUACGAACUCAUGCUAAAUGUGUUAGCAUGCUCUUCGAAGCCAGUGCAGAUCAAGCGAAACAGAUCCGCUGGGCUAAGUUGCUCGGGAAAAGAAGGAUGGCUAAUCGUGUGCUUCGUCGAAAUACUAACUCUUCCUCUCAUUGGGGACGGGAGAAUUCCUCUAAAAUGGUUAAGAUCAAAUCUAAAAGGAAAAUCCCAUGGAUAGGUGGAUUUCGCAUGGAACGUCGUAAACGAGAAAUAAUCAAUAAGAGCAGCUACACUCUCAUCGAUGAGAGGAACAGAUCUCCGUUUGGUCAAAUAGCAGAAUCUUUGACGAAAACAGUGCGAGCAUUAAAAAACAAGAAAAAACACAGAAGGUGGCAAUCUGUUAUUUCUGAUAUCAAAAAAGAAGCGGAAGAAAUGGAGAAAAAGCGACAAGAAAAAGAAAUGUUAGAAAAGCGCUUGAAAUUCUAUUCAAAAGCGGCUGUAAACUACAGGAAAUCAAAAAGGCUGGACAAACUAACGAAGCUGUACGAACUUGAGAAAACUCUUAAUCCGGAUAGCACUAAUCAAAUGGAUCACAUGAAGAGAGAGUACCGGAAGCGACAGAAAAACCUAACACUCUCGGAGAGAGCGGUUUUGGAACCCAUCAGAAUGAUCAGGGAAGGAGUCAAACUUACAAUGAUGAUGACUGGUCAUGAUGUGAAUAAUUUUGAGAAGAAGUCUCUCCGCAUGAUCAGUCCCCGUAUGAUGACUUUCACUCCGGAUGACGUAGAUUCUUCCAACAAUGAGAUAAAUGUGCUAUCUCCAUCAUUGUUCUCUCUCCACGAUAAAGGAAAUGGUAUCGAGAAAAUGACAUCACUUACAACUUUGCUUAACAGUACUGGAGUACUAAAGGAACGCGACCAGCAGGAAUGGAUGGAUUUCAUUAUAGAAACCUCUGGAGCAGCAGAUGCGUUCGAUGAAGCCAAGGCAACGAAAAGGAUGGAGGAGGCGAAAACCGACGUGAAAAGAAUCCGUGGUCCCGAUGGGCAACCUAUUAUCCUCACAAAGGAGAAUGUCACUAAACUCUAUGGGAAGUACGAGGCGUCAAAAGUUAACCUAUUUGAACAACUACAGAAUUCGUUCACGCCGGAACAGCUGUUGGCAAUGAAUCGCACUGGAUACGCAGUGCUGUCUCCUUCCCAAAGAGUACUGGUCUAUGGGGAGAACUCGCCUUUUAACAAUUCUAUAGCUCUUGAAGCGAUGCGAAACGUCACAGACUACGAUGCACAUCGUACAGUCCGUGACACUGUACGUCACGUGGCGGCUGGAAGGUUACGGUACGAGUCAAGAGGUGGUGUGGUUAGAUUGAUAUCCGUGGUACCUGCGUCGAAACGCCAGAAACGCUCGAUUGUGUUGUCUCCACUAAGUGGAGUUGUGCUUUUGAACGAUCCUGUGACAGUUAGCCAGCCGUUGAUUUUAUCCCCAGUUCAAUUCUCCGCCCUGAUUAACUCACCAGCUAUAUUUGGCGUGAUCGUACUAUCGCCGUGGUUGUUUAUCCCCGUCGUGUUGUCUCCUCGAAUAUUUUCACCUGUUGUAUUGUCAGCGUUUGCAUUUGUGCCAAUUAUACUCACUCCAUUGGCUUUUGUGCCAGUAAUCCUGUCCCCAGGAGUUAUGAACCCUUUCGUACUGUCUCCAUUAAUCUUCUCACCGUUUAUACUAUCGCCUCAAGCUAUGACUCCAUUGAUUUUGUCGCCAUUUGCAUUCUCGCCUUUCAUAGCCACGCCGAAUGUGCUUUCGCCGCUUGUCCUGUCACCGUUUGUGUUGUCCCCCAUUAUUCUCUCUCCAGCCUAUGUUUCAGCGUUGGUGCUCUCGCCGUACGCUCUUUCUCCAGCUAUUAACUCAACUGGUGCCAUAUUUACAGCUGUUGCUUCUCCAAGCUGGUUAAGUUGA